This is a messenger RNA of Canis lupus familiaris (dog), 1414 nucleotides long. RefSeq names its product chromosome 1 C19orf84 homolog (gene C1H19orf84). The transcript is spliced from 2 exons. The record is from RefSeq and is a predicted model, not a curated record. Bases 169 to 756 code for a protein of 195 amino acids. Lineage: Eukaryota; Metazoa; Chordata; Mammalia; Carnivora; Canidae.
CUCAGGGUAAGAUCCCAGCGUACUUUUCCACGGCUCCGCGCACCGACAGGCCACGCCCCCCUCUGGACAAAGUCCCACCCACUUCCUUCCCGACCCCUCCGCACCUCCCUGGACCUGGGAGAACUCAAAGGGAAGGUUCUAGAAGAGACUUGAGAGACUCCUGUAAAGAUGGAACAGCAGGAGGAGGGGACUGAGCCCCAAGGGAACAGCCCGCCCUUGUCAUCCCCUGGGACGGAGUUGUGGCCACCUGCACCUUUUCCAGCCUUGCCGCCUUUUCCCUUGGGCACCCCAGAUCCAGCCCACCUGGGGCUCCCUGAAAGCCUGGCUUCUGUCACCGUCCCCAUCCGCCUGGACGCCCUCUCUUACCUCCUGCACAGCGCUCUUCUGGGGGCCUACAACCUUCAACAGUCCUUGCCCUCCUGCCCCUGCACCACCCAGGCAUGCUGCCCCCAGCCAGGCACCGCUAUCAGGCCAUCCAGGGGACGCAGGGGCUGGGGCGUCCAGCGCAGUCUGGGCUGGGGCACCCAGCGCAGGCUAGGCCGGGGCCAGGGCCCACAGCAAUGGCGACCUGGCAGGGCUGAGAAUCCAGAGAGGGGCUGGCUGGGGAGGUCUGGGGCUGGCCCCAAGACUCCUCCAGCGAUCCCAGCAUCACCACCAAUACUGCCCAGACAGGAUGAGAAGAAGGAAGACAGAGAUCAGGAGUCAUCCCAGGACAUGCCGCCUGCUGUAGCAGAAGACUGGGAGUCAGAGUACUAGGACCUGAAGGUCCAGCUCCCCAAACUCCUGAGUGGGCCCACGCAGGGUCACCAGGAGGGUUUUCCUGGUGCCCAGGGUGACCUCAGCUGAGGCAGAGAUACUCCAGGAAACAUCCUGUUCCCAUGUUUCUUCUCCCAAAACCACAGCUUCAGAAGUGGGUCCUGCGAGCCACCCCAUGGAAACUGGAGCUGACUUAGGAUUCCACGCCAGAAAAAACCCUGAGCCUCAUGCCCAUGCCCAAAGCCAUACCUCUUCCCAUUCCCAACACCAUCCCCAACUACAGUGAUGACCCUAACCCCAUCCCCACCUGCCCAUCCCCCACUCUCAAUAUCAUACCCCUAAACCCACUCAUUCCCAUUUCCAUUCCUACCUCUCCCCUCAGGCCCAGCUCUGCACUCUCAUUCUCUACCUACUUCAGGCCAACCCAGUCCUCCCUCAUCCUUAACUGCCUCCUAAACUUGACCCCAAACCUAGCCCAUCUGUGACCCCAGCCAACCCUGUCCCAUUCUUAUUCCAGUCCCAGCCCCAAAUGUGACAUGCCCUGUGACCCAUCUGCAAAGAACCCCAUUGGCCCAGCGUACCCAGACACCUGCCGCCCCCCACUCCCUUUCCUGCCCCUGGGGAUGGGGAGCCCUGGUUGAACAAUAAAUGGAUGACU